AUGCGAUCCGGUCGAAUGUUUCUGAAGCAGAGUGCGGUAUUCGUGACAGGAGCACGAACACCUUUUGUAAAGUCAUUUGGAUCCCUAAUGAGACUUGACAACGUGCAACUGGGUGCUGCUGCUGUUGGAGGGCUUCUGAAGAAGACAAAGUUGGACCCAAAUCAUGUGGACCACAUCGUUUGGGGCAACGUUGUUCUGCAGCUUGAUGCCCACAACUGUGCGCGAGAAAUCGCCAUUGAGUUAAACCUCCCCAAGCAUAUCACUGGCCACCUGACCAGCAUGGCAUGUGCAAGUGGUCUGAAUGCCAUGACGCAAGCAGUGAUGAUGAUUGAAAGUGGCCACGCUGACGUCGUGAUCGCCGGAGGAAGUGACAGCAUGAGCAAUGGACGGUUGGUGGCACCCGCAUCUCUCUCUUACGGAUUGGCCAGACUCACCAUGGGGAAAAAGAAGGGUUUGGCUGCGCUUCCCAUGUUCUUUAAAGAGGCUGGAUACAACCCAUUGGCGUGGCUACCACGCCCCAUGGCGUUGGAGGAGCGGAGCACAGGCAAGACAAUGGGAUGGCAUGGUGACAUCAUCGGCGAGCUUAACCAAAUUGCACGUGCAGAUCAGGAAGAACUUGCAAUCAAGUCACACAAGAAUGCAAGUGAGGCAUUGAAAAAAGGCUACAUGAAAGACGAGGUUGUCUCAGUCACCGUGGACAAGAAGGGCCAGUCUAUGGAAGUGACUAGGGAUGAAUAUAUCCAGUCAGAUGUGGAGAAAAUGAAGCAAAAACUGCCAACACUGAAGCCAGCGUUCCGCAAACCGAAUGGCACCAUCACCGCAGGAACAUCAAGCGGCCUGACCGAUGGUGGGAGUGCCAUGCUAUUGAUGUCUGAGGCGAAGGCGAAACAGCUGGGAUACCCCACCGAUGUAAAGAUUAAGAGCUGGCACUACUCUGCUAUUGAUCCGUACCCACAGUUGCUGCUUGCACCUGUACUUGGGUGGGGUCCUGCUCUCAAGCGUGCAGGCCUCACGACGAAGGAUAUCGACCUCUUCGAGAUUCAUGAGGCGUUUGCUGCACAGGUGCUUGCUACCAUUAAAUGCCUGGGCUCUCAAGAGUUCUUUGAGAAGUACGCGGGGACAAAAGAAGUGACUCUGAAAGAGGAGUUCGAUUUCUCCAAGCUCAAUGUCAAUGGAAGCUCAUUGGCGCUUGGCCAUCCUUUCGCAGCAACUGGAGGUCGGAUUGCGACAUCGCUGGCGAAUGAGCUGCGCCGUUCGGGCAAGCGUCACGGGCUCAUCAGCAUAUGCGCUGCUGGUGGGUUGGGAGGCGUUGCCAUCUUGGAGCAUACACCCAAGGCCAAGUAG
Messenger RNA from Trypanosoma grayi, 1344 nucleotides. Its product is annotated as putative thiolase protein-like protein. Gene Ontology annotation, molecular function: acyltransferase activity, transferring groups other than amino-acyl groups. The record is from RefSeq and is a predicted model, not a curated record. The transcript has a single exon. Bases 1 to 1344 code for a protein of 447 amino acids. Gene Ontology annotation, cellular component: cytosol. NCBI's taxonomy places the organism in Eukaryota, Euglenozoa, Kinetoplastea, Trypanosomatida, Trypanosomatidae.